This is a messenger RNA of Nerophis ophidion (straightnose pipefish), 2731 nucleotides long. Its product is annotated as medium-chain acyl-CoA ligase ACSF2, mitochondrial-like. Gene Ontology annotation, molecular function: medium-chain fatty acid-CoA ligase activity. Bases 53 to 1924 code for a protein of 623 amino acids. Gene Ontology annotation, biological process: fatty acid metabolic process. The transcript has 15 exons. The record is from RefSeq and is a predicted model, not a curated record. Lineage: Eukaryota; Metazoa; Chordata; Actinopteri; Syngnathiformes; Syngnathidae.
UGUCCUGCAGCAGCCACCUUGGAAGAGGUAGUGUUGAUGUCCGACGUCAGACAUGUCUGCUCUCCGUCUUCUUCUUCUUCUUCGCGCCAACUCCGCACGUCCUGCUCUUCUUGCUGCCACGGCCCAUCGGCAGAUCCACGUGGAGACUCCGCCCAUCAGACCAGCGCUGAGCAGCAGCUACGCCCACGGCACUUCCUCCAUCACGCUGCAGCACGCCACGCUGGGCGAGGCCCUGCUGAAGACGGCGGAGCGCUGGCCUGAUCGCGAGGCCUUGGUGUUCGUGCAAGAUGGCGUCCGCAAGACUUUCGCUCAGUUCCAGGAGGAGGUGGACCGCCUCGCCGCCGGCCUGCUGGCUCUGGGUCUGCAGACGGGGGAGCGCCUGGCCUUGUGGGCGCCCAACACCUACACCUGGAUCUUGUUCUUCUUCGCCAGCGCCAAGGCGGGACUCGUCCUGGUCUGCCUCAAUCCCGCCUAUCAGCUGCAGGAGGCGGAGUUUGCGCUGCGGAUGGCCGGCUGCAAAGCGCUGGUGUGUCCCGAGAGCUUCAAGAGCCAGAAGUACUGCGCCAUGCUGCGACUUCUGUGUCCCGAGCUGGAGUCUUGCCAGGCAGGAGACCUGCAGAGCCGCAGACUUCCCGACCUGCGCAGCGUGAUCGUCCUGGACAGCCGCCAGCCCGGAACCUUCCACCUGGAUGAGGUGCUGCAGGCGGGCAGCAGCCGCUUCCUGCGCCAACUUGAGCAGCUCCACAGGAAGUUGUCCUUUGACCAGCCCGUCAACAUCCUGUUCACCUCCGGAACGACGGGACGACCCAAAGGCGCCACCUUGACGCACCACAACAUCGUCAACAACGCCUUCUUCUGGGGCAAACGCGUGGGCUUCGACUGGCGGCCCGACACACGAGUCUGCCUUCCUGUGCCGCUGCACCACUGCUUCGGCUCUGUGGGGGGCGCCGUCUGCAUGGCGGUGCACGGCAUCUCGCUGGUCUUUCCGUCGCCGUCGUACGAUUCCAGAGCCAACUUGGCCGCCGUGGACAGCGAAAAGUGCACCUUUGUGUACGGCACACCCACCAUGUUUGUGGACAUGAUCCACCAGCCUGACCUGCACCUGUACCACCUGUCCUCUCUGCUCGCAGGCAUCAUCGCUGGCUCGCCGUGUCCUCCCGAGCUGGCAAGGAAGGUGAUGUCCAUCAUGGGAAUCAAGGAAGUCACAAUAGGAUAUGGAACCACAGAAAACAGUCCUGUGACCUUCUGUGGCUCGCCCUUGGACAACCUGGAGAGGAAGUGUGAGACUGUGGGCUACAUCAUGGACCACACUGAGGCAAAGAUUGUGAACCCCAGCAGCGGGGAGAUGGUUCCUCUGGGCUGUUCAGGGGAGAUCCUGAUCCGUGGCUACUGUGUGAUGAGGGGCUACUGGGGCGACCCCCACGCCACACACCUGUCCAUCACUCAGGAGGGAUGGUACAAGACCGGGGACCUGGGCAGCUUGGACGAGUUUGGCUACUGUCGCCUGCAAGGUCGCAUCAAGGACAUGAUCAUCCGAGGAGGAGAGAACAUUUACCCUGUUGAGCUGGAACAGCUGAUCCACACACACCCCAAAGUCAAAGAAGUGCAGGUGGUGGGGGUGGAUGACCCCCGCAUGGGGGAAGAAGUUUGUGCAUGUGUGAAAGUGGCAGAUGACCAGGAACUCACUGAGGACGACAUCAAGAAUUUCUGCAAAGGAAAGGUGUCCCACUUCAAGGUCCCUCGCUACGUGGUGUUUGUGGGCGUGGCCCUAAGGUGUGUGUGUGUGUGUGUGUUGCAGGUGUCCCACUUCAAGGUCCCUCGCUACGUGGUGUUUGUGGGCGUGGCCCUAAGGAGUGUGUGUGUGUGUUGCAGGUGUCCCACUUCAAGGUCCCUCGCUACGUGGUGUUUGUGGGCGUGGCCCUAAGGAGUGUGUGUGUGUGUGUGUGUUGCAGGUGUCCCACUUCAAGGUCCCUCGCUACGUGGUGUUUGUGGGCGUGGCCCUAAGGAGUGUGUGUGUGUGUGUGUUGCAGGUGUCCCACUUCAAGGUCCCUCGCUACGUGGUGUUUGUGGGCGUGGCCCUAAGGAGUGUGUGUGUGUGUGUGUGUUGCAGGUGUCCCACUUCAAGGUCCCUCGCUACGUGGUGUUUGUGGGCGUGGCCCUAAGGAGUGUGUGUGUGUGUGUGUUGCAGGUGUCCCACUUCAAGGUCCCUCGCUACGUGGUGUUUGUGGGCGUGGCCCUAAGGAGUGUGUGUGUGUGUGUGUUGCAGGUGUCCCACUUCAAGGUCCCUCGCUACGUGGUGUUUGUGGGCGUGGCCCUAAGGAGUGUGUGUGUGUGUGUGUGUUGCAGGUGUCCCACUUCAAGGUCCCUCGCUACGUGGUGUUUGUGGGCGUGGCCCUAAGGAGUGUGUGUGUGUGUGUGUUGCAGGUGUCCCACUUCAAGGUCCCUCGCUACGUGGUGUUUGUGGGCGUGGCCCUAAGGAGUGUGUGUGUGUGUGUGUGUUGCAGGUGUCCCACUUCAAGGUCCCUCGCUACGUGGUGUUUGUGGGCGUGGCCCUAAGGAGUGUGUGUGUGUGUGUGUUGCAGGUGUCCCACUUCAAGGUCCCUCGCUACGUGGUGUUUGUGGGCGUGGCCCUAAGGAGUGUGUGUGUGUUGCAGGUGUCCCACUUCAAGGUCCCUCGCUACGUGGUGUUUGUGGGCGUGGCCCUAAGGAGUGUGUGUGUGUUGCAGGUGUC